AUGAUUCUACCAUCUCAAUUUAGUUUAGAAGAAGAAAAUUUUUAUAAAGAUAUUCAAGAUUUGGUUAAAAAGGGGUCUCAAAAUGAAAAAGAACUUUCUUUGUUUUUAGAACGAUACAAGGAUUUGCUUUUAAGAGCCGAUUUAGAUGAUGAAACAUUUAUAAUAAAUUUUGCAAAAGCUGGACUUAUUAUUGAAGCAUCAGCAAAAGUAUAUGGAGUAAAAGUGGAUAAUUUAUGGUUAAAUUUAGAACAUGUAUUAGAAUCUUUGAAAAAUAAAGGAUCUUUUCAAGGUGGUAAAAAAAAAUUAGAUAGUGAAACUGAAGGAGAUUUAGAUGGUGGAGUUUCAGAUGAUAUUCAAGAUGAUGAAGAUAAACGUAAAGGAAUCGGUUUUAAUAGAAGACGAAGAAAAUUAAAUGAUGCUCUUUUCUCAUGUGAUGAUUUUCAAGAAAUAGACAAUGUAACUGGUCUUCUAGAUGAUAAUAUCAUGUUGGAUGAUUCUGUAAACGAUAAUGCAAUCCCAGGAAAUUUAGAACAUUCUUUUUCUUUAAAUGAUAAAGAAAAUAAUAAUAAUAAUAAUUGUCAAAUUGAAUUACCAAUUGAAUCAAGUAUAAAACUUCCUACAAUCGAUGACAAACCUGUUUUGGGCGAAGAAACCUGUGAAAAAAAUUUAAAUAUUUCUAAAGAAUCGGAUGUGUCAAAAUUUCCAAAUGCCAUGAAAAGUAAAACGGCAGAUUUUCUCGUAGAUGUGGAUGAAAUUUUAUGGAAUCCAUCGAAAUUUCAAGAUGUUAUAUCGACAAAGAAAAUGAGAAUAGGAAGAACGAAUAAAUUGAUGUGUCAACUGUGUAUAAACAAAAAAGUUCACAAAAAGAAAGGAAAAAAAUGUUUACAGGGUAAAAAAAAUGAAUGUUUGGAUUCAUUUUUUACUCCAUAUGUUCAGCCAAAUUUGUCGGAAUCCCAAUUUGGUAUCCUUCCAGACGAAGAACUUUAUUCAGCUUACAAAGCUGAAAUGAAACUUAUAGAACAAUUGAAAAAAGUCGAUUGUCGCACCACUGAAGACGAUUGUGGUUUUGAAGAUAUUGCACUAAAUCAUGAUCAAGUUGAUAAUGAUGAUAAUUGUCCUGAAGAUGUUAAUGAUAAUGGAGAUUUUGAUUUGCCAUUUCCGGUUACUGAAAAUCAUAAUAACCCGACAAUCACAAAUACAGAAGAUCCUGGUGAAAAUAAUUUUGAUCCAGUGUCGUCUGCUGCCGAAUCGGAAUAUCAAAAAUUAGUAAAUGAAGAAUUAAAAGAGCAUUAUGCAGCCAAAUCGAGUUUUGCUCAAAAUAAAGAAUUGGGUGUUAAAAUAGCCAAAUGGUUUGAAAUGAUAGCAGAUAAAAUAAAUUUGUCGCAAAGGAGAGGAGCAUUAAAUAUGAAAUCAUUAGCAAGUAAAAUAAUGAAAAGUUUUCCAUGUCAACCUAGCGAACGUCCUUUAAUGAAAUUUCAAGAUUUGGUCGAAAAUCAAAGUCGAAGAGACGUACCCAGAUAUUUUUUUGCAUGUCUACAACUGGCCAAUGAAGGAAAUUUGGAAAUUUCAAAAUCUAGUACUCAACCCUUGACGACAGAUUGUAUGUUGAUAACAAAAUUAAAAAGUGGGGAGUCAUUAAAUAAUUCAACCGUUUCAACUCCAUCAAAAGUGUUAAAUUCGAGUAAAAUUGAGGUAGGAAGUCCUGAUUUAAUGAGUCAAUCGAAAAGAAAAAGAAAUUCAUGCGAUUCACCCUCACUGGUUGGAAAACAGAAAAAAGUAAAACAAAAAAUUAUAAAAACUUGCAAGAGGCCAAAAAAUUUCAAUUCAGUUUUAAAUGUGAAAAGAAGAAAAUGUUCAGUUUCGAGUGUUGACUCUUUUAUGUCUGCAUGA
Messenger RNA from Pediculus humanus corporis (human body louse), 1890 nucleotides. RefSeq lists its product as uncharacterized. Gene Ontology annotation, cellular component: nucleus; condensin complex. Bases 1 to 1890 code for a protein of 629 amino acids. The transcript is spliced from 11 exons. Gene Ontology annotation, molecular function: chromatin binding. The record is from RefSeq and is a predicted model, not a curated record. Gene Ontology annotation, biological process: mitotic sister chromatid separation; meiotic chromosome condensation. Lineage: Eukaryota; Metazoa; Arthropoda; Insecta; Psocodea; Pediculidae.